ACCGAUUUCUCCAGUUCGCCAUGGAAACACGGUGAUUGAACCAGUAGCACUAGGAGUCAUGUCAAACCGUGAUGUGUUUUACGGAUGCAGACUGGUCGCUGUGCUUCUCAUUUGUCUCGCUCAAAGCAGUCUGGCCCUUCUCCUCUGACCUCUGACAUCACUUGCUGACUGGAUAUUUAUGCUGAUAAACAGUUGAACAGGUGCACCUAAUGAAGUGGCCAUUGAGUGUAGACGUCUUUGCUGGAGACAAACACACAGGGCCUGAUAAUGCAGCAGAGCACAGGAAACACUCUGUCGAGCUGGAGGAUGUAGUGAUAGGGAUCCAGAGCCAGAGGAACUCCUACCACGCCCGUCGCAGUGGUCAAAGGAAAGUGGAGAUUCUGCAGCAGGCAGCCCGACUUGGGCAGGGAGUUCCAGUGGUUGUUCUUCUCCAUGAGUUGUCACAGUAUGAAGGGGACUGGAGUAUCCUCCCCGCACUUCCUCGGCUCUUUGCCAAAUAUGGACAUUCAGCUUCCUGGUUGUUCUUCAUAGAGGAGGAAACCGAAGUCACACUGUCUGCUCUGCUGGAGGUCCUCAACAGAUAUCCAGCUCAAGAGGAGUGGUUUUUGGGUAAGCGUCUCCGUGACAACGAGGCCUCCAUCAUUCACCACUAUGCCUUCUCUGAGGACCCCAGUUCCUUCGGUUACCCUGACACCGCAGCAGGCUGGGCUCUCAGUGCGCCGCUGCUCAAGAGACUCACAGAGCGGAUACAGUCUGAGAAUCUUAAGUCAGAUUUUACAAUCGACCUGAAGCACGAGAUUGCUUUGUUUAUUUGGGAGGAAGGACAUGGCCCAAAGCUGACAGCAGUUCCAGAGUUUUGCACAGAGCCGAGAGACGGCUGUGCUACCACGUUUACAACCUACCUGCCCGACUGCGGGGAUCCAGUGUCGAAGAAUGAUGUAUUUGUUGCUGUGAAAACUUGCCAAAAGUUCCACUCAGAUCGAGUACCAGUGGUGAAGGCAACCUGGGAGAAAGAUGCUGGGUUUUUAGAGUAUUAUAGCGAUGUUACUGAUGCUUCCAUACCAACCAUCAGUUUGGGAGUGCCCAAUACUGAGAGGGGACACUGUGGGAAGACGUUUGCCAUCUUGAGGCGGUUUUUAAGCAAAGCUGUGCCGAAAGCCGACUGGCUGCUCAUCGUUGAUGAUGAUACUCUCAUCAGUUUACCCCGGUUGAGACAGUUGCUGCGUUGCUAUAACCCAAAGGAAGCAGUGAGCCUGGGGGAAAGAUAUGGCUAUGGCUUGAUCCAGAAGGGAUACAGCUACACCACCGGAGGAGGAGGGAUGGUGCUCAGCAGGACGGCGGUGUCCAGGCUGCUUUCCAGUAGUUGUGGUUGCUACAGCGAUGAUGCUCCUGAUGACAUGGUGCUGGGCAGGUGCUUCACUACCCUCGGUGUUCCCAUUACACACAGUCCACUAUUCCACCAGGCCCGACCAGAUGACUACUCCGAGGAAAUGAUCUCCACGCAGCACGCCAUCUCCUUCCACAAGCACUGGAAUGUAGAUCCCGUGGCUGUCUACAGAUACUGGCUGCAGGACACACGACCACGAGAUGAACUGUAGAAAUUGUGUUUAUGCAUCUCAACUCUGCCAAAAAGAGCUCGAAAUGUACGAAAGUGGUGAUGAUACAGCUUCAACUCCUGGAUCAAACCAUGAAAUUCUCCCUGCUGCUGCCUUCUUGUAAGACGUGGAUUGAACCAAAUUCUGAGUCUCUUCCUUUUCUUCUUUAGAAAAGGGCCGGCUCAUCAUUGCUUGAUGUUGACUUCUGUUUUUCACUGUACGUUUUUUUUAUAGGAGGAAUUUGCCCAAAAUGUGAUAUUUUGCAGAAUUAGGACUCAGAGUAAGACAAAGUAAACAAACAAAAUAUUAAUAGGUCACAAGCAGUGUUGGUCAAGUUACUUGAAAAUAGUAAUUAGUUAUAAAAAAAAAACUUCUCC
Messenger RNA from Oreochromis aureus, 1972 nucleotides. RefSeq names its product beta 3-glucosyltransferase b (gene b3glctb). The coding region runs from base 210 to 1598 and encodes 462 amino acids. Gene Ontology annotation, cellular component: membrane. NCBI's taxonomy places the organism in Eukaryota, Metazoa, Chordata, Actinopteri, Cichliformes, Cichlidae. The transcript has 17 exons. The record is from RefSeq and is a predicted model, not a curated record. Gene Ontology annotation, molecular function: acetylglucosaminyltransferase activity.